Messenger RNA from Micropterus salmoides (largemouth bass), 1546 nucleotides. RefSeq names its product LIM domain transcription factor LMO4.1 (gene lmo4lb). NCBI's taxonomy places the organism in Eukaryota, Metazoa, Chordata, Actinopteri, Centrarchiformes, Centrarchidae. The record is from RefSeq and is a predicted model, not a curated record. The coding region runs from base 376 to 855 and encodes 159 amino acids. The transcript is spliced from 5 exons.
GAUUAAUAGUGUCGCUGUCAAAAGCGUUAGAAACAGAUGAAGGCAUGUUGAUAGACCAACAGCUGUAAGAGACCGGAGAGGAAGAGAAGCUGCGUCAUGUCUGCUGCUCGGGGUUACGUGUAGUCAUUUGUCUUCGGAGCUGGAUGUCGGGGAGACUUUGCUCAACUAUCAGCGUCACCGCGCCGUCCCGGGCUUUAUGUUGUGUUGCUUUGCCUUUUUCUGGAAAGCCAUGGAGACCAGAACAUGCCAAAUCUAAGUGCGGUUUUACAACUCUAAGCGUGUCGAGGUUCUUGUGAAUAUUUUCCACCUUCUCAAACUUGAACGCAGGAGGGAAACCUUCGGCACGAUAAGGAGCCUCUGAGGGCCCACAUCAGCAUGGUGAACAGCCAAGCGUCAGGUGUACCACCGGCCUCCAGGUCAUGUGCAGGAUGCGGGGGGAAGAUCUCCGACCGCUUCCUGCUCUUCUCCAUGGAGCGCUACUGGCACACUCGCUGCCUCAAGUGCUCUUGCUGCCAAGCCCAGCUGGGGGACAUUGGCACCACCUGCUACAGCAAAGGGGGCAUGAUUCUGUGUCGGAGUGACUACAUCAGACUGUUCGGGCACAGCGGGGCGUGCAGCGCCUGCAGCCAGUCGAUCCCAGCCAACGAAAUGGUGAUGAGGGCACAGGGAAAUGUUUACCACCUCAAGUGUUUCAGCUGUGCCACCUGUAGAAACAGACUGAUGCCUGGUGAUCGCUUCCAUUACAUCAACGGUACAAUCUUCUGUGAGCAUGACAGACCCGGCGCUGCCUUGCUCACCAGCCACCUGCCUCCACUUCAGAGCAACUCUGUGCUGACAGACCAGAAGGUUUGCUGAGUGCUGCGUGUUGCCUUGCCUUUCCUCCCAAGCUUCACUUCUCUUCGGUGCACUCUUCUGCUACUGUCGCUGCUGUUGUGGAUUCUCAUCACCGCCCCAACUCUCUUCCCUGGAGAGGACGCAGUUUCUCACCAACAUAUCCGUCCGUCCCCAUAUCAGAGUCUCAAUAUAUUGUAAACAAGGUCACAUUUAUGUUGUGUUCGAUGUUAAAGUGGUCUGUGCAUCAUGCAAAGACUUACAGUGUAUGUUGACUGGAGGAAACAAUGACGAUGAAAGCCUGCACCAACUGGAAGAGGGAACAAAAGACGCUUGAAGGAACGUUUGAUGGACAGCUGUAAAAUGACUGUCAAAGCUUUGCUUAUGCCAUGUGGCAUUGUUUCCCCUGAGCGUCAGUGUUUUAAUGAACUCUUGAUCUCUGUCUUGUAUAUGUUAAUCUGGGAUCUUACACACUGAGGGUUGAAUAUAAAAUUGAUGUCAGGCAACACUUACGGAAAUCAAAUCUGACGUUGCUUUUACCUACGAUUACUAAUUUUUCCGAUGCCCUGCACAAGGAUCUGAAAUGAUCCAGUGAAGGUUUCUUCUGUAGAGUUGUAUUUCAUUACCAGACGCCUCUUCAGUGUGUGUGGGGGGGUGAAAGUUGUUGAAGUUGAAAACAAAAAUCCUAUUAAAAAGAUUUUCCUGUAACAUGUCA